Molecule: messenger RNA, 1695 nt
Organism: Exophiala dermatitidis NIH/UT8656
Lineage: Eukaryota; Fungi; Ascomycota; Eurotiomycetes; Chaetothyriales; Herpotrichiellaceae
Product: CoA ligase
Exons: 3
Coding region: 1-1695 (564 amino acids)
Molecular function (GO): CoA-ligase activity
Source: RefSeq, a predicted model, not a curated record
AUGCCCAUCUUCAAGUCUCAACAACCGCCCAUCAACGUGCCAUGGCAUUUGCCCGUAUGGACGUGGCUGUUCGACUCCGAAUAUAGUCCGCUGAGGAACUACAAGCCGGAAGAGAUGCAGGGAUACACCAAUGCGGUGACGAAGGAGCAUCUCAGCUACGCCGACCUCAAAACCCACACGACACACCUCUCAACAGCCCUCGUGAAGAAAUACGGGCUCCAACAGGGGCAAACAGUAGCCCUAUUCUCCCCCAACACAGUAUGGUACCCAUGCGCAAUGUUCGGCACACUCCGGGCCGGCGGUGUCGUAUCCGGCGCAUCACCAGCCUACAACGUUGAAGAAAUGAGCUACGCACUGAAAACCGCCGAAGCCAAAUUUCUAUUCACCGUUCCAGGAAGCAUGGCAGUAGCAGCAGCAGCAGCCGAGAACGCAGGCAUCCCACGCGACCAUGUAUUUCUUCUCGAGGGCGAGCUGGAAGGAUUCACGACCAUGGCUGAACUAUUAGCCAUCGGUCGCUCCUAUUCCGACCAAGGUCAAAUCGAACCAUUCAAGAUCCCUGCGGGCAAGAAGAACAAAGACAUAUGCGGGUUCCUGUCAUUCAGUUCCGGCACAACGGGUCUCCCCAAGGCCGUCAUGAUCGCCCACUCGAACGUGAUCGCGCAAUGUCUGCAAAUCAAGCAGAUCACACCAGCGACGCUGAAACGCAUUCUGGCCGUUUUGCCUCUAUUCCACAUCACUGGCCUGGUGCACCAGCUUCAUUUACCCGUCAUUCUCAAUGCAAAUGUCUACAUGUUGCCCAGCUUCAGCAUGGACUCGAUGCUGGCCACGGUGCAAGAAUACAAAUUGGAAGAAAUGCUGCUGGUCCCUCCGAUCUUGAUCCGCAUGGUUCGCGAUGAAAAGACUUUGGCUAAAUACGACUUAUCCUCUCUGAAACGCUUCUCCUCGGGCGCCGCGCCUCUCAGUGCCGAGAUUUUGAACCUGCUGCAAAAGAAAUUCCCAGGAACGGGAUUCAAGCAAGGCUAUGGGAUGACCGAGUCCUGUUCGUGUAUUACUGCCCACCCGCCCGAGAAGUACGACUACAAAUAUGCCUUCCGCGUGGGCACUAUUGUGGCAUCUACAGAAGUCAAGAUCGUCGAUCCUGCCACAGGCAAGGAAUGUGGCCUUAAUGAACCAGGGGAGAUCUGGGCCCGUGGACCCCAGAUCGUCAUGGGAUACUUGAACAACCCGCGCGCCACGGCCGAGACCUUUGAUCAGGACGGUUUCCUGCAUACGGGCGAUAUCGGCUCCAUCGACGAAGAAGGGCUGAUCACAAUCACCGACCGGCUCAAGGAGAUGAUCAAGGUCAAAGGUAUUGGCGUCGCACCCGCCGAACUCGAGGAUUUGCUGUUGGGACACCCGGACGUCGAGGAUGUUGCUGUCCUCGGCAUCUCCGACGAGUAUGCGGGCGAAAGACCAAAGGCCUAUGUUGUUCUCAUCCCCUCCAAGCGUUCUAACCCGGAACAAGUCGCCAAGAAGCUCAUCCAAUACGUCCAGGAGAAAAAGGUCCGCCACAAGUGGAUCACCGAGAUCGAGGUCGUCGACGAGAUUCCAAAGUCCCCCAGUGGCAAGAUCCUCCGCCGUGUCCUCAGAGACAUGUCCAAGCAGGGCAGGAAGGGCGUCGUGGUCAGAGACGAGAGGGAGCGCGCUCGCUUGUAG